AUGGCAUUCCCUGCGAAUUUUAAGAUCGAUAAAAUUAUUGCAUUUGCAUGUGGUCGAAUUGCUCAGACUUUGGAAGACCGGCCAAGCCCUUGGGCAGAUAUUAUUAAGCGACGGGUAUCGCAUCAGCACAGGUUGAUAUGGACACGAAAAGCUUUGAGCAAGUGGAUAGGCGUUCGAGGUAUUCAGCGCUUUACACAGGAUCCUGCAUACACUACCAUUGAUUCUGAACUUCUCAAAAUGCACGGAAUCACCACAAUCCACGAUCCUAAAGGUUUCCUUAUGAUUGACAAUCCUACCCUGGUGAUCUCAAUGGCGCCAAAUAUGCUUGUGAAAGAAAUAAUCGCACAUAUUGCACAACCGGCCAUGAUUGUAUGGGAUAUUGAUAAUGAAGAAAACAUAUUUGAAUAUAACCAACAAAGUGGUUGGCUGGAAUGCCCACCGCAAGUGAAUAUUCAUGACACACUACAUAGCUGCAUCGGACAAGCUGUUAGUGAGAAUAUUUACGGUAAGUGCGGAAACACCGAGGGCCUCUUUGCCUACAUCAUGCUCAACAAGAGACCUUCCACGACGAUUGGUAACCUGUUACCGACCACUACCUCGUCGAUUAGUAGCACUCAUUUCGAAUUCUUAUACUAA
Messenger RNA from Trichophyton benhamiae CBS 112371, 636 nucleotides. RefSeq lists its product as uncharacterized. Bases 1 to 636 code for a protein of 211 amino acids. The transcript is spliced from 2 exons. The record is from RefSeq and is a predicted model, not a curated record. NCBI's taxonomy places the organism in Eukaryota, Fungi, Ascomycota, Eurotiomycetes, Onygenales, Arthrodermataceae.